This is a messenger RNA of Lathyrus oleraceus (garden pea), 1830 nucleotides long. Its product is annotated as nudix hydrolase 2. The transcript has 7 exons. Gene Ontology annotation, molecular function: NADH pyrophosphatase activity; ADP-ribose diphosphatase activity; NAD binding. Bases 403 to 1428 code for a protein of 341 amino acids. Lineage: Eukaryota; Viridiplantae; Streptophyta; Magnoliopsida; Fabales; Fabaceae. The record is from RefSeq and is a predicted model, not a curated record.
AACAUUGGCUCGUAUAACUCGCACCGCGUUUUCAUCUGAAACUUCACAGAAAAAGUGACACAAAGUUCCUACGUCUUCACUUUGAAAUUUGAAUGCCUAAGAAGGGUAACUUGUUUUUUCUGUCUCAUUGCUCCAUAUUUUUGUUUUCUAGCUCUCAGCUUUUUCACGUUCCUUUCUUUCUUCGAUUCUUACCGUUCCUUAAAAGAAUUUCUAAACACAUUCAAGACUACUUCAACGUUUUUGCCACUUAUUUCACGGAAAUUACCCCUUUUACUCCUAUAAAUUUUCUCAAGCCUUUAUUCUCUCCAUUAACUCAGUUUCAAAAAAUUAAUCAUAACAUCAAUAAUUGCUUCCACUAAAGAAACACAACACCAAUAAUCGCUUUUUGUGUUGAUUUUCAUAAUGAUGAGGUUUAGAGGCAUCACUAGCAAGCUUUAUUCUUCACGCCUUUCGCCAACUUCUAAAUCAUUCCUCACAUCUUCUUCUUCUUCUUCUGCUGUUGUACCUCCACUUCUAGUUAGAAAUUUUCAUGGCUCUAUCAUCCCUAAAUUUCAAGGUAAUGUUCUUUUCUCAAGGGUAUAUAUGUCUUCCUCUUCAGCUUUAUUAGAUGAGGAAGUGAUGAGAGGUAGCAGAAGUAUUGGAUCACUCAAAGCAGUUGAAGAUCAACAUGGAGGAGUUAUUAUAAACAUGGAGGAGUCUAUGAAUUCUUAUGUUUUUGCUUCUAUGCUAGAAGCUUCGAUAUCACAAUGGAGGAGACAGGGAAAGAAGGGAGUGUGGAUUAAGUUGGCUAGAGAACAUUCAAAUCUUGUGGCUUCUGCAGUUGAGGCUGGAUUUAAGUAUCAUCAUGCUGAACCAGAUCAUUUAAUGCUUGUAUAUUGGAUUCCUGAUACUCCUAAUACUAUUCCUGCAAACGCUUCUCACCGCAUUUCCAUUGGUGCUUUUGUAAUCAAUACCAAAAUGGAGGUGCUGGUGGUUCAAGAAAAAAACGGGAGAUUCAGUGGCAAAGGAUUAUGGAAAUUGCCUACUGGAGCUGUUAAUGAGGGGGAAGAUGUUUGUGCUGCUGCAAUUAGAGAGGUCAAAGAAGAAACAGGAAUAGAAACUGAAUUUGUUCAAAUUUUAGCAUUCAGGGAAAGACAUAAAUGUUUCUUCCAAAAAUCAGAGAUACUCUUUAUAUGCAUGUUACAACCUCAUUCCUUUAACAUUGAGAGCCAAGUUUCAGAAAUUGAAGCAGCGCAGUGGAUGCCAAUUGAUGAUUAUGUAGCUCAACCUUUUGUUCAAGAAAAUGAGUUAUUUAAUUUUCUAACAAAAGUAGGAUUAUCAAAGUUGAAUGGAAAGUACUGUGGCUUUUCUACCAUGCUUACUAGCACUUCCUCUUGCAAGAAAUCUCAUGUCUACAUCAACACAAAAGAUUCUGCUGAUUUGUUAUAACUUCCAAACUUCACCAACCUUCAUUAAUAGUGGCACCAAUUUAAUUAAUUAAGGGUGUAUAGAAAUUUCAAAAAAUAAAAUAAAAUCAACAGGUGCUUGAAAUCAGGUCACUAUAUGUUUGUUGUCAAUUUUUUAUUUGUUCAUUUCAUUCAAAUCUUUGAUUAUUGUAAUAAUUUCAUACAAGUCAAGUGUCAACCAUAAUAUAUAGUUGUCCAAGUUCUUUAUUUAUGUAAAUUCCUUACAUUUUCACCAUACAUAAUUGAUGGGUGGAGAUUGGAUUGAUAUUAUAAUAUAGUCUUGAGGAGACAGAUGUUGGAAAAUUGUUCACAAAUGUUUGUUACCUUGUUGAAUAUUGACCAUUAUUUUCAAAUGGAAUGUAUCAAGAAAUUUGUUUAUUUAUUA